This is a messenger RNA of Bactrocera tryoni, 8818 nucleotides long. Its product is annotated as mediator of RNA polymerase II transcription subunit 15-like. Bases 2093 to 8752 code for a protein of 2219 amino acids. Gene Ontology annotation, molecular function: chromatin binding; DNA binding. The record is from RefSeq and is a predicted model, not a curated record. The transcript is spliced from 9 exons. Gene Ontology annotation, cellular component: nucleus; chromocenter. Lineage: Eukaryota; Metazoa; Arthropoda; Insecta; Diptera; Tephritidae.
UCGUCCGCACAACGGUUACGCGUAAAUUUUUUCGAAAGUCUUUGAAAUUUGUGCCGAUAAAUGGUUUAAAAAAAUAAAAUAAAAUUCCAAUUGUGCAAAAAGUGCAGGUAAAAUUAAUAUUUAUUGAAAAAUAGUUUUCACCGUAAAUUUGCAUGGCAAAUUGCAGUUAAAUAUCAAUAAUAAUCAAAUUGGUGAAUGAGUGAGUGAAUUUAUAUGAAUGCGAAUGGGAAGUAAAAUAGUGGAAAGAGAAGAAAAAUAUUAAUAAGAAGAAGCAUAUUAUAGCAACAAAUAUAAAGUGUGAGAUUACGAAGAGAAGAAAUUUAGAUUCAUUUGCGAAAGUGAAUGAAUUAUAUUUGAGUUAAUUGAACAUGUCAAAAGUGUGAAAAUUUAUAAAAGUGCAGCAUCAAAAUAUCAAUGUCUAAUACAAUAAUAAAUAAAUUCAGUAGCUGAUAAUACAAGUUUGCGUGAAUAUGUCGUUGAAAAUAUUUACAUUUGUACGAAAAUAUAACAUGCACAUAUUGAGGUCAUACAUAGCAAAGUGGUGUUGAAAUCGAAGUGUGCGCUAAAGGGGAAAGUAUUUUUGUGUAUGUGUGCGUAUGUAUAUCUGCAAUACCCACAGUGCAUGUAUCGCUUGUUGACCAGCAAACGAAAAAAAAAUAAAAACAUAAACAGCUGCUGCGCUGGUCAUUAGAGCAGAACACUUGCAAAAGCCCAUAGGGCUCACACCGCUGACUGUUGGAUCGUCCUUGUGCAAGCAUAAUUAAGUAUUCUCGUGCUCCCCGCUGCGGACAGGUGCUGUACCUACCGAAAUAUUAAUUAUUCAUUUAUUUCAGUUGUUUGAUAACAGGCGUGCAUAAUUAACGAUUUCUCGUUAAAAAUACAUAGAAAGUAUGAAAGUGAAAUUUUAAUGGACACAAAGUGUUAAAUAUUGUAAGUAGAAAUUUCUUAUCAACAUCACAGUGUGUAGUGAAAAAGCGGUGUACCAGCCCUUACAAAUAUAAAUUGAUAGUAAUAAAUAAAACUAAAUAAAUUACCUAAGCAGAUGCACCAAUAAGUAUAACGGUAAUUUGUGUAUACAACUAUACAAGAAAAAAGCGUAAACGAAAACGCGAAAAAUUAAUCAUUCCAAGAUACAAAAAUAUACAACAAAACAAUUAGAAUUGAGGUGCAUCGGUGAGCUUAUGGCAGAAUGUCUGCUGUGCUAAUGCUAAAAGCGUAAAAGCGUGAAAAUCCAAAGAGCAUAGCAGCAGUGGAAAACAAACAGUGUGAGUAGCAGAAGCAGGCAGUCACCACAGCCGCAACAUUUUUUAGGUGUGUGUGCUCCACUCACCUACUUUCGCGCGUGUUGCUGCUUUUGUCCAUAGUAGUAGUAGUUGUGGUGGUGCCUCCCCCAACACCCAACAUUGAAUUGCUGCUAUCAACCCAAUAGCUACAGCAGCGUUGCUGUCGCGUGUUUCGUGGCUCUCCUCUUCGCCAAUCGUCACAUUUAUGAGUUCGGCUCUCGCGUUACGUAUCGUUAACUCUCGCUACUAUCGGUAUAUCGUCUUCUUCUUCUUCGGUAAACCAACAGAAAAAAAAUAUUUAAUUAAAUCAAAUAAAGUGAAGAUAAAUCGUUUGUGCUAGUCAACAUCGUUUUUCAUUGUAAAUAAUAAAUAAAUAAAUUUUCUGAGCAAUUAACACGAGCAUUGAGUUGCUUGAAAUUAAUCAUAAACGGUGCCAAUUCAUUGAAAUAUUCAAAUUAUUACUUGCUUCGUGCGCUGAAGCUCGGAGUGCGUGCGUGUGUGUGAAAAAGUGCGAGAAAUAUUGUCGUCUUUUAAUGCUCUGCAAUCGAAAAUUUUUUAUUGAUCGCCGUUAAUAAAGAUGUGUGUGUGCCUGUAUAUAUUUUGAGUUAGUGCGUUCAUUUGGUAAAAUCGUGUAAAUCUCCCAGCGCUUUGUUAGCGUUGUGUCGUGCAUCACCCCGCAGCAGCAGUUUAUUUGCGAUGCCAUUGUUGUUGGAAUAUGAAGCGCUUGACUUUUGAUUCACAACAAUUAUUGCAUAAACAGAAAACAUUGUGUGUAGUUCCCAUACUCAAGUGUAAUUUGUGCAUUUAGAAUGGCUGCCGCUAGUGCUGGCCAACAAUUGCACCAGCAGCAGCAACAACAACAGCAACAGCUGAAUCACUCGCAUCAUCAGCAACAACAACAACAAGACAUAGAUGCAAUUGGAUUGCGCCAAUCAUUUCAGCAAUCAAUGAAACAACAACAACAACAACAGCAGCAACAGCAUGCACUGACAUUGCAACAACAGACGGUGCUGCAGCUGCCACAGCAGCAACAGCAACAACCGAUGCAACAGCAUAUACAAUUGCAAUUGCAACACUUAAAUAAUGGACAACAGCAAAUGUUGCAGCACCAGCAGCAACAGCAACAACUGCAAUUACAGCAGCAUGCACAUCAGCAGCAGCAGCAACAAUUGCGUGCUGGGAAAUUCACCACGCGUGUCGCUUCCAAUUCGCCACUGUUCACGCAGCAGCACCUGCAGGAACAACAAAAACAAUUGCAGCAGCAACAGCAACAACAGCAGCAGCACCAACAACAUUUACAGCUGUCACGACAGCAGCAACAACAAAAUCAGCAACACACGCUGUCGCAAACGAUGUCCACUGGCUUGUUAAAUGGCGGUGGCACCGUAUAUGCUGCAAGCAAUGGUGCAACACGCAGUCAGCCAAUGAAUAUUUAUCAGCAAACACAACAAAAUAAUGUAGCAAUACAGCAGCAACAACAACCGCAACAACGCUUGCAACAACAUCAAACCCAACAGCACUCAGUAAAAGUGAAUAAUAAUGUUGUGGCAGCGCCACCUACAAUUGCCUCACGUCAACAUAUUACCAUAAGCAAUUCCCCUUCCACUCAUAAUGUGAGUGUUGGUGCUGCAUCUGCUGCCACUACGGCAACAACUACAAACUCCACCGUAGGGCAGCCAAGUGCUGUCAGCGCUACUAAUGCUAAUUUGGCACCGGGUUGGCGUAGACAGGCCAACAACGAUGAAAUCAUCUACAUAAGCCCAACCGGUGCAACGUUGCGUACACAGUACGAAAUAAAGGAUUAUUUAUUGUCACCGGGUACCUGUAAGUGUGGUCUACCAUGUCCAUUGCGGCCGGAGUAUUUCUUCGAUUUCAAUGCUCAGGUUCCUAAUAUGCCACUGAAAAUGCCAACGCACGACGAAAACGGCUGCAACACCACUACCGCCGCAAACACGAAUGCCAACACACCCGCCUCAACGACGAAUACAUUUCGUUCGACGCCAACAUCUGUUGCUACAAGCUCAGCAUUGGCGGCGUCCCUCUCGCCGUUCUCUUCCUCAUCAACGUCCUCGCAGUCCUCACAGUCGUCGUCGUCAUCAUCGUCGUCGACGUCGACGUCGACGUCUGCAUCAUCAGCGUUGGGGUCGUUGUCAUCAUCCUUGGCGUGUUUGCAUCAGCAACGUUUUCUCGAAUCGCGGCAAUUACAUGCACAACCGGUGGAUGUGUCCUCGGCGCAAACAAAAGACAUUAAACGUGGUAAAAUGGCCAACACUGGCAUCGCAGCGUCGUCUCCAAUGCCCACAGCGGCUAAUGUUAGUGCAACAAAAGCAGGCAACACGAAUGUACAACAACAAGCUAGUCAAAACCCUAAUAAAAUGAUGCCGCCUGCACAGGUGCAUUAUCAGCAGCAACAACAACAACAGCAACAGCAAAAUGUGAUAAAGAAUGUGACAAACAAUGCAGACAUCAAAAUAAAACAGCAGCAACCAACGCUCAAUUCACUUAACGCAGACAACAAAAUGUGGCGCAAAGAUGCUGAACGUGUGCCACCAUUGCCGCAAGCUGCUACUACAACAACAAAUGCGAUAACCACGAUUGCUGGCGAAGAAAACAAUGUGGCAACGCCCACUUGGACGACCGCAAGCGGCGGCAGUGGCAUGAGCCAUCAACAAAACACAACGCGCUACAUAAAGCGCUCGCUCGCCUCGCCGGUGAAGAAACAGCAGCCGAAUUUUAAAGAUGAUCCCACAGGAUACCUGCAGCAACAGACAGCGCUGCUGCACAGCUCAAUGAUGAAUGUUGCCAUGGACGAAGACGACGAGGAAGACGAGGGAGACGAGGAAGAAGAAGACGACGACGAACUCGAUGCCGACGCAUGUGCUGAGGAUGACGCAGAAAUGGCAGAUGAUGGGGAUGAUGCAGAAGACACUGAUGGCUAUGAAAGUGUGGCUGAAGAAGAUAAGCAGAUUAAGCUGAGGCAUGUAGCAAGUGGCAACAACAACAUUGCCAACGGCAACGUCAAUAUAACAAUGCAACAAAGCGUGCAACAAGAAACGACAGGCACUUCAAUUGGUGAUAAGAAACCACAAGGCACUUAUGCCAAGAAAGUUUAUGUGCAAAAUGGUGUGGCACACUAUCAGACACAGAUACAGCAACAGCAUCAGCAGCAGGAGACUACGUUUUAUCGACCACAACAACAACAAGCGCAGCCACAGCAGCUGCAACAACGUAAGACUCAACAAAUCAGCGCUCAUCCACAGCAAAUCAUUGUCACCGCUAAUCAAGUGCACGUGCAACAGCAACAGCAGCAGGCGCAACUACAACAGCAGCAGCAAAGCCAACAGCUAAAGCAAAUGAAUCUGGUCUCCAUCAACGGUCAACUGAUGGUACCCACCUCAAUGGCGGCUGACGGUAGCACAAACUUCACGCUCACUUUGAAGCCUCAACAACACCCACAACAACAGCUGCAACUACAACAGCAGCAGCACCAACAACCACAACAAAUUCAACUCAUGCAGCAGCAAAACAUGGUUUUCAGGCAACAGCAAACGCAAUCGCAGCAGCAAACGCAGAAGCCGAAUCUCGUGCCAACCGCGCAAGAAUCACCGGUCUCCUCAAGCACCGCCUUUGCGCGCUCCACACCCGAAUCGCAACGUCAUACGCCAAGGCCAGAGCAGGUCGGUGCCAUAUCAACAAGCAAUGAAAGCCCAUUGCCAUGUCCAUCUCCAGCCGAUUCGGUCGAGUCGGGCAGCUCACGCGCCUCUUCCUCCAAAAUGACCGCCUCGCCAUCGCCAAUGCAACAGCAGCAACAACAAAAACAAUUGCAACAGCAACAACAUCAAGCCAACUCCAAUCAGGUGGUGCAGAUGCGUGUACAACAACAACAACAACAGCCGCAGCAACAAACACAACAGCAGAUACGCAUUAUACGUCAGACACCACAACAUCAGCAUCAACAACAGCAGCCACAACGCAUAGCGCUUGCGCGCAAUACGUUGACAUCCAUAGCCGCUAGCCGUGCCAUUACAACAACAACCGCCACUACAACUACAGCCGCAGCAACAGCAGCUGUCACAGUCAGCGCUAGUCAGCAGCAUAUAGAGACGCUUGCACCGCCGCCACAACCGCAAAAGUUGCAAGCCACAGUACAGAAAUCCAACAACACAAUUCCACUACAGCUGCCCACAAGUCAAAUCAUCAUGACCUCCACCGGACAAUUGAUUGUUAUGCCGACUAAUGGCAAGCCCACUGCGCAAUUGCAGCAGCAACAAGCGCAAGGCCAGCAGCAACUGCUGAUCACCACAGCUGCCAAUAGCAAUGUCACAGGCAGUGGAGCUGGGCAAACGACAACCGGCAACGUUAUCAUCCAACAUCAGCACCACCCACAGAACCAACUGGAAGUACUUGGCGGUCACCAGCAGCUGACCACCGCGAAUGGCAGCAUCAUACUGCAAAAUGGACAACAGCAUCAACAUCAAGGUGGCUACAUUGUAGGUCAGGCGUCCACCGCCGGCGCCACAACGACCACUGCACAACUGCAGCCCGCUACAGUUAUUUUAAAUUCAGCUGGUCAGAAUAUACUAACCACAAGUAAUGGCACUAAGGUGGCGUUGGCGACAACUGGCAACACUGGCAAUAUCAUACAUGCUGGCGGUCAGCAACUAAUUGCCGGCAAUCAACUGUUGACCACCACACAGAACACCGCUACAGCUACAACUGGUCUAUUGCACGGCCAACAAGCGGUCGUCUUGAAUACGCUGCCAAACGGUGGCUACGUUAUACAACAGCAGCAGCAGCCUACUGCUCAGCAGCAAUUUGCCACGUUGGAUGGUCAGGUGGUAAGUCAGAUUGUUCAACAAGCCGAUGGAACUACAGCCUACGUACAACAAACCCAACAGAGCCCACAGACGCAGCAGCAAGCGCAGACACAACGCAUUAUCAUCACAUCGCCGGAUGUGAAGAGACGUGCGAAGAAACGUAAAAACUCCACUGGCAGUGUCUCGCCUGCCAACACGCCCACCACGAGUCUUUCGCCACAAAUUUCGCCAACUAUACCCAACCAAACGGCCAUUAUACAUCAGCAAGCUGCUGCUGCCGCCGCCGCGGCAGCCGUUGCCGUACAACAACAGCAACCACAACCACCACCACCGCCACAGCCGCAAGUUGUACAAAUCGCUUCCGCUGCACCUCAGUAUCAGCAACAAUUCCAACUUAGCCCUGGUAUACAGGGCAUUGUGGUCAAUAAGCCAGCUACCGCUACAGCGACACAACCACAACAAAUCAUCUUACAGAAUGGCCAAAUCAUACAGCCAAUGAAUCUCAUUGGGCAGCAAUUAAUUGUGCCCACCGGUCUGGUGAUGGCACCCGACACCACAUUACUACAAAUACAGAAUGUGGGCGCUUGCGGGCCGAGCAUACUCACCACCACACCGCAGGGUACAACAAUGAUGUUACGCACACCCUCACCCCAAAAUAAGCAGUUCAUUUCGCCCACGGCCACCGGACAGCAAUUCAUUGUCGGCAGCAAUGGGCAAUUGAGUCCGAUCGGACAAAUUUAUUCGACACCAAUGGGUUUGGUUAUGCCAACGGCACAACAGCAAGCCGGCACAGCCACGUACGUGCAGCAGAAUGCGACCAUACAAGUGCAGCAACAUCCACAAGCACAACAGCAGCAGCACCAACAACAGUCACAGCCGCAGGUGCAAGUACAGCAGCACGUGGCAGCACAACAGCAACAACAACACCAUCAUCAUGUAGCAAUUCAACCGGCCACCGGCGCAAUGCAUCAACAACAACAACAACAGCAACACUCAAAUCAACAACAACAACAUAUAACCAUGCUGAGCUCUGAGCACAUCGUUAUGGAAUCAGCCACGUCGUCUUCGUCAACAACCACGUCAUCGUUGACUCCGUCAAGUCGCGGUGGUCAGCGUUCGGCGGCCGCCAGUCCACCGGACACCACCACCCAUAGCCCACGCAGCCCAGAGCGCCCACCCAGUCAUCGGAGUGGUGGCAGUGAUAUGGUGCAAUGUGUAUCCAGCUCAGAACCGGAUGGUGCCGCCUCGCCACAGAGUGCUGACAGUCGGCAGUCUCCAUCGACCACGGACGCCGAGAAAGGACUUGUUAUGUCAAGCGCAUAUCAAACCACAAGCAUAUACAAGCCGUCAGAAGCAAAAAUACGACGCGUACAAACACCGCCGCAGAGCGUGGGCGCAGGUGGCGCUGUUAUGAAUGCCGGCGGUGGAGCUGGAGCCGGUGGCGUGGGCUUUACCAUCACAUCAGCCGCGACAUCUACAGCUUUGGCCACUACACUUCAGCUACAGCAACAACAACAACAACAGCAGCAACAUCAACGUCAGCAGCAACAGCAGCAGCUGCAGCAACAUCAUUCUCUCCACCAGGACAUUGUAAUGAAGCCCGAUUCGCACGAGUCACCAAGAAACUCGCCAACAACCACAACUAAAACAACGACCACACCACCACCACUUACAGUCAACAACCUAGCCAACCGUAAAUCGCCACAAAAGUCGCCAAACAAACUGUUACGCGGUCGUGCCACACGCACCGCACGCACCACCGUCAACAACAUCACAGAAUUGGCUGCUGACAGCACCGCGGUGCCGGCAACAGCACAUAUUACAACAACAUCGGCAGCGGCAGCGGCAACGAUAGCAACAGCAACACACACGUUUGCAAUUGGCGAAUUGAUUUGGGGUCCAUCGCGCGGUUAUCCCGCCUGGCCGGGUAAGGUGGUGAAUGUGGAAACGGAUGAGCAAUCACAAACCGCUAAUGGUGAACCAGCCGUUUGGGUGCAAUGGUUCAGUGGUGGGGGUCGUAUCAUAACCGAACUGAUAGCGAUCACUUCGUUACACAGUCUGUCUGAUGGUCUGGAGGCGCAUCACAAAGCGCAAAAGGAUACCAGAAAGAGCCGAAAAUUGAAUUCACAACUCGAGCGUGCCAUUCAAGAAGCAAUGACCGAAUUGGAUCGUAUUUCAGCUACUUCGACAACAACAACAUUUGUGAAUGCAACAGCCGCCAAUAAGCAAUUGCAGCAGGCAACCGCCUCGUCGACCACGAGCACAACACUCAACAACAACGCGAACAGUCCCAAUCGCAAUAAGCGCCACAGCAACACCAUGCAGCGUCUACACAAUAACAACAACAACCAUAAUAGCACUACUGGCAGCGCUGCAGCCACAGGCAACGGUGGUUAUGCAAUUGUGCCAACAUCUGGUGGACCCACACACGCCAUAUCCACCACCACCAGCGCGCAGAACAGCUUCGGCGCACCACCACCAACAACAGCAACAGCACCACGCAACAAACCAAUACGCAUAGCGCCAGCACCGGCCCCCACCGGCGCUUCACCCAACAAAGCAACAAGCGGCACUGCAGUGGCGCUCAACCACGCGCAGGCGCAGUCGGCACAACAAGCCACCACGCAACAGCUCUCGGCGCUGGGCAAAUGACACGGGGAGUCGUGCGCACAAGUCUCAUGGUCCAUGCAAACCUACACGCUUGUCAUACACAACAAA